Nannospalax galili (Upper Galilee mountains blind mole rat) is the source of this 1724-nucleotide messenger RNA. RefSeq names its product matrix metallopeptidase 12 (gene Mmp12). The record is from RefSeq and is a predicted model, not a curated record. The coding region runs from base 29 to 1453 and encodes 474 amino acids. Gene Ontology annotation, molecular function: zinc ion binding; metalloendopeptidase activity. Gene Ontology annotation, cellular component: extracellular matrix. Gene Ontology annotation, biological process: extracellular matrix organization; collagen catabolic process; proteolysis. Lineage: Eukaryota; Metazoa; Chordata; Mammalia; Rodentia; Spalacidae. The transcript is spliced from 10 exons.
UGAGCUCCUCUGCAGGGGGACGUUCACAAUGAAGUUUCUUCUGCUAAUUGUGGUCCUGCAGGCAUCUGCAUCUGGAGCUGCUCCCAGAAACAAUUACAGAGACACCCAGCGCAAUGAAACACAAUUUGCUGAAGUGUACUUGGAAAAAUUUUAUGGCCUUGAGAAUGAUAGAAUGCCAAAGACAAAAAUAAAAACCAACAUAAAUCACCUAACAGAAAAAAUCCAGGAAAUGCAGCAGUUCUUUGGGCUAGAGGUGACUGGGCUACUGGACACCCCUACUCUGAAGAUGAUGCAUGCACCUCGAUGUGGAGUGCCCGAUGUUCAGCAUUGGAAAAUCUCAUCACAGAGGUUGAAAUGGACGAAACACUACCUCACCUACAGAAUCUAUAAUUACACUCCUGACAUGAAGCAUGCAGAUGUUGACUAUGCAUUUCAGAAAGCUUUCCAAGUAUGGAGUGAUGUUACUCCUCUGAAAUUCAGAAGGAUUUAUGAAGGCGAGGCUGACAUUAUGAUAGGUUUUGCCUAUGCAGAUCAUGGAGACUUUUAUCCUUUUGACGGCAAAGGUGGAACCAUAGCCCAUGCAUUUUUCCCUGGACCUGGUAUUCAAGGAGAUGCACAUUUUGAUGAGGCUGAAACUUGGAGUAAAAGUACUCAAGACACAAACCUGUUUCUUGUUGCUGUUCAUGAGCUUGGCCAUUCCUUGGGACUGGAGCAUUCUAAUGACCGAAGAGCCAUAAUGUACCCCAAGUAUGGUUAUCUGAACCCCAACACAUUUCGUCUCUCUGCUGAUGACAUACGUAACAUUCAGUCCCUCUAUGGAGUCCCAGAGACAAACAGACCUGUGCCAAAACCUGAUGGUCCAUCACCAGCUGUAUGUGACCCCGACUUGAGUUUCGAUGCCGUCACAACAGUGGGAAACAAAAUCUUUUUCUUUAAAGACCAGUUCCUCUGGUUGAAACCGCUUGAGAGUUCCAGAACCACCGUCACUCUAAUUUCCUCCGUAUUUCCAACCAUACCAUCGGGUAUUGAAGCUGCUUAUGAAAUUGAACACAAAAAUGAACUUUUUCUUUUUAAAGGUGACAAAUACUGGUUAAUAAGAAAUUUGGUGCCACAGUCAUACUAUCCUAGGAGCAUAUAUACCCUGGGCUUCCCAAGGUCUGUGAAGAAAAUUGAUGCAGCUGUCUUCAACCCACUUCUCCAGAAGGUUUACUUCUUUGUGGGCAACCAGUAUUGGAGGUUUGAUGUGAGAAGGCAGUACAUGGACCCCAGUUACCCUCAGAUGAUCUCUACAUACUUCUCAGGAAUUGGGAAUUGGUCUAAAAUUGAUGCGGUCUUGUAUUUCAAAAGGAAGUACUAUUUCUUUCAAGGACCCAACCAGGUAGAAUACGAUCUUCUGUCUCAUCUUAUCACCAAAAAGCUGAAAAGCACAAGUUGGUUUGGUUGUCCAGAGUGAUGUGUUUAUUAGUUCACUUCAGUUUGAUUAGUAUUUAUUCCGUAGUUCUGUGUGCUCAGGGUACCACUACAUGGCAAUAAUGUUUCAUAAAAUGAAGAAAAACCUACAGACCACAGAUAAACGAUUGCACAAAAUUUAAACACUUUUUCAAACCUUUGUACUCGAUUCUAUUUCUUAGUUUUGAAGAUAGAUGCCUUCAAAGGCCAACAGUGACUUCUGGAGACUUCUUUCAUAAAUUGCUUCCUAACAACUUUGGGAUUGAGAAAUUAGA